Xyrauchen texanus (razorback sucker) is the source of this 1189-nucleotide messenger RNA. RefSeq names its product phosducin-like protein 3. The record is from RefSeq and is a predicted model, not a curated record. Gene Ontology annotation, biological process: angiogenesis; positive regulation of gene expression; protein folding. Bases 151 to 867 code for a protein of 238 amino acids. NCBI's taxonomy places the organism in Eukaryota, Metazoa, Chordata, Actinopteri, Cypriniformes, Catostomidae. The transcript is spliced from 6 exons. Gene Ontology annotation, cellular component: cytoplasm.
UGAUUGGAUUGACUGAUCAAAUGCAAAGCAAGUGCUCUCACGGAGCGGAUGUUAUUGAUUUCACGUGAAGGAUUGAGCUGGAGUCUGUUUCCGGUGUACUGAGACCACGUGUGUGUGAUUCUCUCACAGCAGAACAAACCAGCACUGAACAUGCAGGACCCAAACGCAGACACUGAGUGGAAUGACAUCCUGAGGAGGAAAGGCAUUCUGCCACCUAAAGAAACACCGCAGGAGGAUGAAGAGGAGGAGCAGCUUCAUCAACAGCUGUCUGUGGUGAAAACGUAUGAGAGUAUGACACUAGAGGAGCUGGAGGAGAAUGAAGAUGAGUUUAAUGAUGAAGAUGAGCUCGCAAUGGAGAUGUACAGACAGAAGCGGCUUGCAGAGUGGAAAGCAAAUCAAAUAAAGAAUGUGUUUGGGGAAGUGACUGAAAUAUCCGCUCAGGAUUAUAUCCAGGAAGUGAAUAAAGCUGGAGACGGGAUCUGGGUGGUGCUGCACCUCUACAAACAGGGCAUCCCGCUGUGCACGCUGAUAAACCAGCACCUGUCACAACUGGCCCGCAAGUUUCCUCAAACCAAGUUCCUCAAGUCUAUCUCCUCCACCUGCAUUCCCAACUACCCCGACCGGAACCUUCCCACUGUGUUCGUGUACCACGAGGGCGAGAUGAAGGCGCAGUUCAUUGGCCCUCUUGUGUUUGGUGGCAUGAAUCUCAAGUGUGAUGAGCUGGAGUGGCGUUUAUCUGAAUCAGGAGCUGUGAAGACGGAACUGGAGGAAAACCCCAGGAAACAGAUCCAGGAUCAGCUGAUGACAUCCAUCCGCUGUUCUGAACCCAAACGCAGAGACGGUGAUGAAGACUCUGAUGAAGACUGAAUCUGCACACUGAGAUUAUAUAUGUAGCUUCUAUAUGUCGACCGCUGCACGUAAAGAAAGACUUUCCAGCUCUCGGACGUUUCACAGUUAUAGUCUCUGCCAUAUUAAAGACACGUCUUCUCUCUAGCGUUCAGUUUCUCAAGGUGACUGUGAAUGGGGAUGACGUCUCUCUGAAACAAUGACUUUAACCUGCCAUCAUUAUAUUAUUUAACUUAAGUGCCACAUUUGCAUCCUUUUGUUUAAUAUAAGAUUUAUAAUAAUAACCUUUGUGAGUUUAGUCCUUGCCAUCACUUAUUAUAUAAAACACUGAUUUUAAUACGUU